Molecule: messenger RNA, 1945 nt
Organism: Sebastes umbrosus (honeycomb rockfish)
Lineage: Eukaryota; Metazoa; Chordata; Actinopteri; Perciformes; Sebastidae
Gene: mtnr1bb
Product: melatonin receptor 1Bb
Exons: 4
Coding region: 834-1928 (364 amino acids)
Biological process (GO): G protein-coupled receptor signaling pathway
Cellular component (GO): membrane
Molecular function (GO): melatonin receptor activity
Source: RefSeq, a predicted model, not a curated record
UUCUGGGAAGUCACGCCGGGAACAGGCAGAGAGGCGAUGAGGGGGAUCUUUAUUUGCACGCACACCUCGGCGUGGUAGUGGGAGAUGGAGAUGGAGCGAGAAAGCGCGUCUCUCUCUCCAUCCUCCGUGGAUUUCUCCAAAUCCUGCUGUGUUCCAGACUAAAGGGUCUUUCUCCGUGAUAUUUACCACAGUGCCUCCUCGCCACCACGCACAGCGCCGGUUGCGUCGCAUGGCAUAGGGCAUCAGGAGGAAUGGUUAGGGGGAAGACGAUUUUGUUCCUGAGAGAAAUAGCAAAUUAAAUCAGAAGACUCCCGAGGCGGUAUAAUGGUUUGACAUUUUAGAAACGAAUAGCCUUCUUCUUUUUUUUUCUUUAACGUGGGCGCAUGCAUACGGAUGGGAGUCAGAGAUGCCAAAGCAGCGAGGUACUUGAGGGGGAUGAAGACUUAUCAAGAUCUGAGUGGACCGGGCCUUUUUUUUUCAUUAUGAAAUAUUAUCUAAGCGACAAAUAAUUGACAUUUUCUCACCAAGGGAGGAGGUGUGGCACCGGUGGAUGGAUGGAUGGAUGAAUGGAUGGAUGACUUUUGCGCGACGAUAAAGAAAGAAAGCGAAGAGUAACUUUAUUUAGGUCACACGUGAGCAACCACAUAAAUAUCAACUCGUAUCGCCUCAAAGUAUACAGCAGACUUUGACGCGCGCUCUUGUGGAACUCUGUGGGAUCUUGCUCGCUCCAUGUUGCGUUCAAGACACACCGGUACCGGCGGUACCUGCGGGACUUAAAGGCAAACACAGCUGGGACUCUUUGGAAAGCAGCAGCGUUGGUCUGUGGGCCAGUGAUGCCGGACACAUUGACACUCAUAAAGAACCGGACAGAGCCACGGCUGGGCCAGCUGGAGCGCACUCUGGCCACGGUGGGCAGCGCCCGCCCAGCCUGGGUCAUAGCCAUCCUGGCCAGCGUUCUGAUCUUCACCACAGUGGUGGACGUGCUGGGCAAUCUGCUGGUCAUCAUCUCGGUGUUCAGGAACCGCAAACUGAGGAACUCGGGUAAUGUAUUUGUGGUGAGUUUGGCCUUUGCUGACCUUGUGGUAGCCUUCUACCCCUACCCCUUGGUUCUCUAUGCUCUCUUCCAUGACGGAUGGGCACUGGGGAACACACAAUGCAUGGUCAGCGGUUUCCUUAUGGGGCUGAGUGUCAUCGGCUCCAUUUUCAACAUCACUGGGAUAGCGGUGAACAGAUACUGCUACAUCUGUCACUCGUUCUCCUACAGUCGGCUGUACAGCUAUCGCAACACUCUCAUGUUUGUUGCCUUAAUUUGGGUGCUCACAGUAGUGGCAAUUAUUCCCAAUUUCUUUGUCGGCUCCCUGCGCUACGACCCGCGAGUCUACUCCUGCACCUUCGCCCAGAAUGUCAGCAGCUCCUACACAGUGACGGUGGUCGUGGUCCACUUCUUGGUUCCCAUCGCAGUGGUUACCUUCUGUUAUCUACGCAUCUGGGUGCUUGUGAUUCAGGUGCGACGUAAAGUGAAGACGGAGGAGAGCCCUCGCCUCAGACCAAGUGACGUGCGGAACUUCAUUACCAUGUUUGUGGUCUUUGUGCUGUUUGCCAUCUGCUGGGCUCCACUCAACCUGAUUGGCUUGGCGGUGGCCAUAGAUCCAACCCGCGUGGUUCCUCGUAUCCCCGAGUGGCUCUUUGUGGUCAGCUACUUCAUGGCCUACUUCAAUAGCUGUCUGAACGCCAUCAUCUAUGGCUUACUCAACAGGAAUUUCAGGAACGAGUACAAGCGUAUAGUCACCUCCGUGUGGGUGACUCGGCUUUUUGUGACAGAGACUUCGCGAGCCGCCACGGAAGGCAGGAGCAUGAGGAGCAAGCAAUCGCCACCUCCACCGCUCAACAACAACGAGUCGGUCAGAGACCGUUCAAACAAAGAAUGAAAUCUGAAAUCCUUGAA